Messenger RNA from Cuscuta europaea, 1216 nucleotides. Lineage: Eukaryota; Viridiplantae; Streptophyta; Magnoliopsida; Solanales; Convolvulaceae. The record is from the annotation of a GenBank genome assembly.
CUUCUGUAGAUAUGAGUAACGUCAACCGGAACCGAACCAAGGAGAUUGCGAGGAAUCAUCCUAGUUCACGCAAAGGUAAAGGUAAAGGACGGGCCGGGUCUUCUUCUCAAACCCGAAAUGAUUUUGAAACGGACUACCACCGGAGAGAUGCAGAUGCAAUGUCCGACGAGCAACUACAACAACUGUUGGCCCAACAAGAUGGGCGGUUUUACCAACAACAUGACAUUCCCGAGGUUGAAGAUGAGCUCGAGGAUGACGAUGCGGAGGAGGAUCCGCCGACAGCUGAGGGUGAGGGUGACGACACCCGGACGAUGAGGAAGAGGUCGAGGCCGAGGACGAGGCUGGUUCAUCCCAACUCAGUAAGAAAGAUGUAUCACCAAUUAUUGACGGCAAUUUUAAAAAGUUGAAAGACAAGAAAACUGAAAAAUGGUACGCACAUUGCCAACAUUGCCCCAAAAUUUAUAGUUUGGGAAUUUCCGGAGGAUACGGCAGUUUGAAAAGGCAUCUUCAGUCGAAAGACCCCGUGGUGAAUGCGAAAAUAGAUCAAAGCAAGGGGAAGCAAACUCAAAUAACGAGGUUUGGAACUGGCCAACCCUUUGGUAAUUUCUCCUACGAUGAUCAAAGACAUUUGACUGAUCCAUUGCCUGUGUACGACGAUAAGGCCAUAGACUCUAAACAAGAAUUCCAAGAGAAGGGGAUGACGUUGACGUUCUAAAGUGGUGGAAGGAAAAAGUAAGAACGUUCCCGAUUUUAUCAAAGAUGGCUAAGCAAGUGCUAGCAAUGCCGGUAUAAACAUUUGACGUGGAACAAGAAUUUAGUGCGGCUGACAACGUGCUAACGGAUUAUAGAACGAGAUUGAGCGUGAACUCUCUUGAGACGCUUGUAUGCUUCCACGAUUGGUUGAAGGCGAAACGUAGAACUCAAGAAGUGUGCAUCGCCCCCGCCCGUCACUUUAUGGAGGAAACAAUCGAAUAUGGCGAAGAUUCUGAUUGAUUAUAUUUAUUAGAAAAUGUAUUUCGUGUUUUAAAUUUUUCUCAAUUCUCAAUUGUACUACAUAUUUCACAUAAAUAUACUUUAACUUUUUUAUAUCCAACAAUUCUUGAAUUAAUGUGUAAAAAAAAUAAUAAUACCCGGUUCGGCCCGCCCCGAUAGGUACCCGGGCCAGUUCUGGGCCUAAGUUCCCCACAAAAAAGCCCGGUCGGGCCCGACCCGAGUC